AUGACGUUGUCAGGCACGGCCGCCUCAGGAUACUGUGGUAAUACGCCAACGAGUUGCAGUUGCAGCGCGUGCAAUGCGUGCACCGCCUCGAGCGCACCUUACCCUAGUGGCAUCCCGAAUUGGAAUUGGGGUAGCAACCCCAUCAGUCCCAGUUAUUCCACGAGCACGUACUGCACUUCCAGAUUGGAUAUUGAAAUGGAGUACAACACGCAGGCGACGCCCAACCCGACACCCAGCCCGACGCCCAACCCGACGCCCAACCCGACGCCCAACCCGACGCCCAGAUCCAACAGCUUCUCCCACGCCGUCUCCGACACCAUCCCCAACGUGGUUUCCGACGCUUUCCCCAACGCCGGUGCCCGCUCCGGGCAUGGUUACCGAAGCCACCGUGCUAGGCUCCAUGUCCUUGUCUUGCUCGGCGGGUGA
Prorocentrum cordatum is the source of this 426-nucleotide messenger RNA. NCBI's taxonomy places the organism in Eukaryota, Dinophyceae, Prorocentrales, Prorocentraceae. The record is from the annotation of a GenBank genome assembly.